AUGCUGUUGGAGAGGUAAGAAAAGCUGCUGAACCUUGAAAGUUGAAAGUUGAAAGUUGAAACUGGGACAUGUAUGAACUUGAUCUUGACACUUUAAUAUUUGUAUUUUGGUUUUUAACAUAGAUAUCUCAUAUGGUUUUUAAUCAUGCAGUAUUGUCAUAUCGAUCAUUGAAUGCAAAAUGUUUUGAUAUUUUUCAGACAUUUAUGAGAAACAUUAGAAACCUCACCAGCUAUAUGGGCCAGUGAUAUAGUUAAUAAUAUAGUGCUGUACAUCUGCUGAGUUUUACAAAUCUUUACAGUGAUUUCUAGUAAACAGUUUAUUUAUAUGUCCAUUAUUUUGAUGUUAAACUAACAUAUCUUUUCAUGUUAAUUGCAGUUAUUUGAUCCUAAAAGCCAAAUGGAAAAAUGUGAGGAAAGCUGGACUUUAUAGGCAAAACAUUGGGUUGAUAUACAGUAUUUGUUGAAAUUGUGGAAUUAUAAUAUGUGAUUUCAGCUUUCAUGCAUAUUAUAAAUUAUGAAUAAUACCACAACCUCUCCAAGUCAAACUGCUGAACCCGGCUUAGUUUUUGUUGUCUUAGCGUGUGUUUUGUUAUCAUUUUGGCUUCUCUUCCUGGGUUUUUAUUUUUCAAGAUUUGUUGGACUUAUUCUUACCCGAAUCUUCAGUAAGCUAUUCAUUCCAAAGGAUGCCUAUCUUAGAAUUGGUAAGUCGAUCUUAUUGAGUCCAUACAGAUCACAUGCAAUCAUGUACCCAGAGCCUGUAAUCCUCUGCAGUGUACGUCUCUGAUAGGUUGACUGAUAUAAUUAACAAUUAUUCGCCAAAGGGAAGGUUUAUUCACGAUAAUCACCAGGCGUGAGGUACGUGAAUAAUUGUUUUAGUAUAAUUUCAUAGGUGAUUAUUUAGAAAAAAAUAAAAAAUACACAUUUCUUUGUCAUUUAAUUGACAAAACGGCUUCGGCCACCGUUUCAAAAAUCACUUAGGUGAUUAUCACAUUAUAAUCACCUCACGUUAUAAUCACCUCACGGCAACCAAUCAGCGAGGAGAAUUUUCAAUAAUCACCCACCAUACUAAUUGUCAUUAUUCCAUGGACGAAAUUGUAUGUAAAAUUUUAAUAAGUGUACAUUUUACUAACUGCUAGUAUUAUAUUACAAGUAUUCCCCCCCCCCUUCCCCCAUUAGGAAGUGUGAAUAUUUUCUGGAAUGACCUAGUGGCAUAUAUUAUAUCUUUAUAAUAUAAGAGAUUUCUUGGUCCUUACUGUUUUGGCAAAACAAUUGAAAUUAAUCUCUUUUGAAGGAUCUAUAAACAGACAUAUAACAAAUAGUAGUGCUUUAUACUUUAUAUCUCCAUUACAAGCCUAGAAAAUAUAUUUCUCUUCUCUUUGUGCAUAAUUAUGCAGAUUUCAGAGAAUGUAUGGUGCUACAUAGUGUGAUCGACUUCAAUCUCGGCACAAGAUAAUUUUGUAAAACACUUCUGGAAUUUUUAAACAAUAAGUAAAUUUUAUGGCAUUCCAGAGUAUACACUGUAAGAUGACAAAAAUUUCCUGCAAAUUAUAAGAAAAUUUCCUGUGAAGAUAUUUUGUUAAACACUUCAUGGCAGUGGUGCUGCUGGCACUGCCAGACAUUUUUCAGAACUGCUCCAUUAUCUAAACCAUCAUGAAACAACAGUGUCAAUAGCUUCAACUGUGUCAUUAUUUCAUUAUCACUUCAUGUUUGUGUGGCAGCCAUAUGUAACUUUGGAAUGCCGAGCAGAGUACUAAAGCCACUGUUUGGGCAAAAUGAGGAUACAGCUAGUGUUGGAGUGUAUUGUUCAACUUCUUGUUUUGCCAUUAAUUAAAUCAUUAAGUUGUACUGUCCCCCGAUGAGCCUUACUUUAUUGUUUUACUCUGUCUAACAGACGAUUUUACUCAUCAAGGGGAGAGCGCUGGUGCUUGUAAUAUUAGAGGGUAUGGAAACUGGGAUUUGCCUAUUUUUGGACUGGGAAAAUAGGAUUUGGAUUACUGGGACCAGGAAAGAGAGACACAAAAUGGGAAUGGGAAAACCCAUAUAGUAUAAAGACAGUUGUAGUUGUACAUUUACUGCAGAGCAAUUUUUGAUAGAGAAUUUGUAUAAUAAGUCCAGGAAUACUGAAUUUACUAUUGUGAAAUGAACGUUUUGCUUUAUUGCUCAUAUGUAGAGUUUUCCUAUCCCGCUCCAUACUUUCUGUUCCUGCAAUCUUGACAGGUACACUUACGUACAUGACAAAAUGUGCUGUCCGUAUAUGUAAGAUAAAGCAUUAACGAAACACUUGCCAAAAGUUUACUUAUUACUAGAAAUUUCGCACAGGGUCUUUGGCUCUUAGCUAGGAUUUUAGAUUUUGGGAGUGUUUUUAGAUUUCCAGGGUGUGCACCUGCCGAUUACCCAGAACAACCAAAUGCACGGUUCCAGUUAUGGCAAACUGUCAUUACAAUUAAUGAUUGUAGGGACUCUUUGGCCAUUUAAAGUUAUUUUGACACCGAUACGACUGCCACUGCAUAUAUCCAUCCAAAUAUAACAACAACGUUAAGUUACGUAUAAGGAAUCGCUGUAUUCGCUGACUAUUUUUAGUGAAAUACAGAAACGACGGUAACUCCGAAAAUUAACAAAAAAUAAUACGGGUCACUUUUACCAAUUUCCCCAAACUAGAUUUUACAAAUUUUCUAACGCCAUAAACAAAAGCAAAUUUCCAUCGAACCUGUUUCAGUAGAAGCGUUCAAUGUAUACAGUAUAGUGAAUUAGUUUGUUCCGUUAUGGCUAUAGCUCCUCAUACAUGCGUUUAUAUCAAUAUUAUAAUAUUGAAUUAAAAAUGACGUCGAGUUAUGAAUGGACGUAUACAUUUUAUAUCGCACGAGGACAUGGUAAUUUUGAACAAAGUCAAACCAGAUCAAUCAUGUUCCAACAUCAGCCAACAAUAUGAAACAUAAUGCUCAGACAUAAUGCAAGGCUGGACUUUUGUGGAAAUGCUGCAUGGGGGAGGUGGAAAAUAUUUCAGGACAGGUGUAGUGGUCUAGCCCACGGCCUCCAUGGAUGUUAGCGCUCAGAAUGUAUCCUCUGAAGUGUACAUAUCUAUCAAUGUAUUCAUGAAUUAUGACUGUACAACUCAUGCAAUUUUGCCCCAUGUUACAGUUAUUAUACUACAAAGCUGCUUUAGAAACAUUGCAUUAAAAGGAUAAUUGACACAGUGAUGAUUGAUUAUCACUUUUUUGAGUUUUUUUUAGAAAAAAGUGUUACAAGUGUAUAUUUAUAAAAAUUUUGUGCAAACAUUAAAGUUAACUGUUAGGUUUGAGUUAAAUUUUGACUUUGAUCCAUCAUUUUUCAAGGGGAAUCGCGUGAAUUUUCAGGAGACGUGCAAAAUGAUGGGCACUAGCUUCCAUCAAAAUCCAGCCAUGACAAUGUUCAAAAAAACCCAACCAAGUUGCAUGGGUGAUGUUGACCAUGGUUGCACUGUUUAGUUUGGCGGGCCUUUAUUACGAGCCAUCGCAGCUGGUGAACAUACUGUACAGUAUAAUCGAUUGCAACGCUUCGGUCUUCUUCCAUCAUUAGUGAAAUUUUUCUUUCUUGUUAAUUUCUUGCCAAACCUGUACCAACAUUGAAAUGCUAGACCUAGCUAACAAAGGUACGCCUUCGCUGUCGAUGGUAGACUCAUUAUUUACUAAACCUUUUACUUCUUACUUUCAGGUUCUUUUUCUAUCUCGGUAUUAUCUGGAAAGUUAAUGUUUAGAGAUGUUUUGUACGUGACAAAGGAUUUGACGUUUAGGUAAUUGACGUAAUAUGUAUAGUGAUUUAAAUUUCGUGUUCGUAUAAUUUAACGUGAACUAUCAAAUAUUAUUUUGAGAUUUUAAUGAUAACUGUGUUUCCUAGAGUGGUUGAUGGGUAUGCGAUAUUUCAUUGGUGGCAGAAGUAUAUCCCAGAGAAUGGUGGUAAAUUUUAAUUAUACAUCCAAAUAAACUCAUAAAAAUUUAAAAUUUUGCUAAAAUGUUAUGUUCGCCGUACUUGUUUCCAGUUGUUGACCAGUCUGGAACAAUUGUUGUUAUAAGAGGAGAUUUUUUUGUAAGUUCGUGACACGCGCUCAGAACUAAUGCGUAUAAUAUAUCACUUGAGGUUAUGACUAAAUUCAAAAUUUUUAUUUUUCGAUACGUUUCUCAAUCGGCAAACAAACUUAAAAAGUAUGUUUAGUACAUGCUCUAUCUGUAAAAUAAUGCUAAAAUGAAGAGAUUUUAGAUGAUACGCCAAAGAGAAAAUGAUGUCUGAAGUUCAGUGACAGUAAGUUUUGCAUAUAUGGCAGCCCGCUGUAAAUAUGGCGUCAAUUUUAAAGCAUCAUUGCAUGAUAAUUAGUGUAUUUUAAUUGACAAUUUUUAAGUAUUAUUUUAUGUUUCUCAAUAGGCAGAUGCAUUUAAAAAGGUUGCUAACUCUAUAAACUAGAGAAUAAAGCUAAAACAAAGUAAUUUUGAGAGGAACGCCAAAAAGAUUUUAGUUUUCAACACUUUUCAUUGCAAAUACGUGACAUUGAAAAAAAUUGCCUCUUAAUGUUAAAAGUUACCUGUUGCUUUAUUUUCUCCUUUCGUUUCCAAACGAAAUUCAUCAUAAGUAUAAUUAAACUUUAGCAUGAAAAAGAGGCUUUAGGUAAGCCUAAUUUUCAUGUCCAGGGCCGUCAAGAGGGCCCGAGGCAAAACUUUCCCAGGGGCCCCUAUGACGUCAUGUUUGCGAGAACAGGAGAAGCGGUGUUUUAGAAAAAAUUACACUUUACUGUAUGUUAUGCCGCAAUCUUGUAUCAAGAAAUCUUAAGGCCUUCGUUCCUUUGGGGCUCCUUUUAAGCUGGGGGCCCAGGGCAAAGUGCCCCCUGCCCCCUCCUCUCGGCGGACCUGUUUGUGGCUCACCCAUAGUACGCAAUAUGUGACUGUAUUUUCCCGGAUCUUGUUUUCUGGACACAGAGACCAUUUUUGCUGGAACAACGGACUUAUACACUUGGGGCAUUUUAAGGGGAGGGGGUUAAUAGAGGGAAGGAGUGCGCUUGGGGGAUUGAUUUAGCUGAAAUAAUAGAGUGUUAUAAAAGUACUGUCAUAGAAUGGACCUUUAACCUUAUAACUAAAAUUUUGAUGUAGACAAAAAUUUCAUCACAGCUUGAAAGAGCAUCACAAAAUUAGUAAUAUUCCAAAGUUUCGUUACGAAAUGUUGUAACAUGCGGAUAAUAUAUAGCCCUGCGAAGUUUGCAAUUUUCAGUCAUUUUAGAUUACAAACUGGAAAUUGAUACCCAAAUCGGGUGUUUGGGAAAAUUGCAAACUUCGCAAGGCUAUAUUAUCCGCAUUUUACAACAUUUCGCAACGAAACUUCGGAAUAUUACUAAUUUUGUUAUGGUCUUGCAAGCUGUGAUGAAAUUUUUGUCUAGACUUGUCUAGAUCAAAAUUUUAGUUAUAAGGUUAAAGGUCCAUUGAAAUGGUUAUUUUAAUUGUGUAUAUUGAUUAUUGGAUUGAUGUGGUAUACUUGUUUUCUCGUUGUAUAGUGGGGAAAAACCACAGCAAAAACCAAAGCAAUUCCUGCCGCUUGUCAGUUUCCUUGAAUGGCUUCGAAUUUCAUGUGUAUAACAGGUGCUAUACAUGUACACUGUUUGUAUACUUACAAUAUCUAAGAUAUAGGAAAACUACAAAAACAGUAAUAUACUGUGUAACCUAUGACUAACAUAAGGACUUCUAAUAAAUUAAACAUUCAUCAUAACCGUUGUAAUUUUUCAGGUCUGAUUUGUAUGACAGAUUACAAGACUUGUGCAAAAAAGAUCGUUACGGAGGUACAUUAUACAUCCAAUUUGUGGUUGUUUUUGUCGGGAAUCUGAUUUGAUUUAAUUUUUUGUAGUGUAGCCAAUGGUUGUACGUACAUAAGGGACAAAUCUUUCACAUUUCAGUUUAAUCAAUUUGGGUGAAAAUUCUACUAAAAAUUUACAAAAGUUGUGUAAUGGAUAUAUAAUUUUUUGUAAAAAUAGACGUGAAUUUGGCUGGCGAUCUCAUAUAGUAUAGUUUCUAUUUGCCCUCAAGUUGAAAUAUCUUAUUGAAGUAUUAAAUUCAUUUCCGUUACUUAAAUAUUCAUUCUUUAUUAUUCUUUAUUAGAUGCCCAUAAAUCAUCUGAAAAUUUGAACGAGGAUCAAAACAUUAAGUAAGAUUUAUUCCAAUUAAAUAAAUUGCUGUACUUUCCCAAUUCCAAUGAAUUUUGAAGCGAUCAAAUUGCACAAUACCAUUACUCAUUUGGAGAAUUUCACUCGACACAUUUCAUAUUAGAGAGGUUCAGAUUUGACUUCCACUACCACUAGUCCUACCACUACCAUUAGGGGACCAUUAACCAAUUAGAUGCGUUUGAUAUCCGAUUAACCAAUCAGAUGCGUAGUAAGCCAGUGAGAGGUAGUGGAAGUCAAAUCUGAACCUCGCUAUUAUUUCACAUCACGUAUAUAUAAACACGUUUACUGUUCUUCUUGUAUUUGGUUAAUAUUAUGCUAAUCAAGCUUUGUUAUCUUUUUGUGCAUGACACAUACAGCUGUAUUAUUUCAAAUAUAAAGUAAAUACUGUAUUGACUGAUCUUCUUGUUAUAUAGUGGUUAAUGUAGUAAUAAAAAAUGACAAAACUUAUCUUUUCCUUUCUCUUUUGUCCUGUCCUGUCUUGUCCAGUGAAAUUGUACCAGAUCACCAUGGGAAUUACCUCUGGAGGGAUCUUAUUCCAGCUAUCAAAUUUGACAUUAACUCAGUAAGUGAAAACUAAUUGAGAAGUUUACUUUGUUAUACACCAAAAUUAAUGUACAAAAUAGGUUGUUUAUAGUGUUACAUGCAUGUUACAGUACACUGUUACAUACCUUAGUGUAGAUUACAUUUGUAGGGACACUGGAAAUGGGGUAAUAUAAGUUCUGUAAGAGUGACCAGUCUUUUACGACAAAGUUUGUAAAUGAAUAAAUAAAUACAUACAUACAUAAAUCAGUGUUACACACUGUGACAUGCUCUAACCGUAAUCCCUCACUCCACAGCGCUGGCCUCACUGAAUAAAGCAUUUCAAUGUUGCAAUUGCAGGAUACUUUUAUUUGUAGCUUUUUUGUAAGCUGCGUGUAAUUAUUUUGAAGGGAAAGGUUGCUUUUGGAAAUAAAAUGGUGGAAACAACUCUGUGUUUUCAUUUUGAAAGUGCAGCUGCCAUAUAUAGGGUAAACAAGGUAAGAGGAAUUAAUAUGGUGCAGUCACUUUAAAAUUAAAUAAGUCAAACUUUCCGCUAAUGAGGUCAUACCUGGAUAUGACCUAGAAUUUUAAAUUCGUUUAAUUUCAUAUGUUAUGUUAUGUUAUGUUAUGUUAUGUUAUGUUAUGUUAUUUGAAAUAUUUCAAAUGGCCUAUAUAGGUUGAGUUUGAAAAAAAUGUUAGUAUACAACACCAAGAGCGGACAUUUUGACAUAUUUCAGUCCAUUUUACCAUUGUUUAUUGGUACAUACAGUUGUGAUAGAAUACAAACGUACGAGUAAAGCGAUAACCUAGGCCAUGGACGUCAGAUUGCGUAGUUAUAGUUUACACUUUAGACUGCUUUUCAUUCUUGCGCUUUUUAUACGACACUAUAUAUCCUUCUAAAUUUUAUAUUUGUUUAAUACGUUGACAAACGCACUAAAUGAAUCAUUAAUGAUGAAAAAAACCAACUAUAAAUAUGUACUUUUGUAGAUAUGUACACAUUCUGAUAUUUCAUAACUAGCGUUUAAAAUUAAUGGUUUACCUUUACAUUUUUCUUGCCUAUGCGUACGUAUGAAAUAAGGCUGACUGGAAUGCAGCGUUUAAUUUAGAACGUACUGCAUUGUGCAUGGUUUCUAAUAACAUAAUAAUUAAGCAAAAUGUUUGGGCAAACUAUUGAAUGGGAAAAUAUUUCAUGUACUGUGUGAAUUACAACUGUCAGAGAAUGUAUCCUUGUCAAAACGUUUUACGCUGGCCUUCUAAUAUUUUAUACAUUUUAUGUUCAUUAAUUUUCGUGUAUGAACCAUGCGCCAAGUUCAAAUCAAUACUAGAAACAUAUAAGUACUGCCAUGUUGUUUGAUUUUUAGCCUGCCUCAUUAUUGGACCAAUUUGCUCAUAAAGUAUCAUGUGACUGCAAGAAUUUUCGUGUUAUGUUGGCCCCCAGCAAUGGUUACACUGGCGACCGAGAUGAGUGAGUAGAAUAUCUAUAUUUAGUUAUUUGUGAAUGUCAUUAUAUAAAGGCUGAUUGACAACUUUUGCCUAAAACUGUCGCAUCCUACCCGCUUACAACUUGAGUUGUACUGUAAAUGAAGCACACCACUAGCUAACAUUGUCGUAGGUGAGUUGUAUGCUGAUUUACACAGUACAACGCAAGUUGCAUGCGACAGGUUUAGGCGAAAGUUGUGUAGUCUAAAGCCCAUUUUCCCCAAAUUUUCCACUAUAGGGGAAUUUGUUCGCGCGAACAGUAAAAAAGUGGGAACUUUCCAACUUUUCCGCGGCGAAUUUAUUCACUGACCAAUCACAUUGCCAAGAUUUGUUUUUCGCUUCGCGCGAACAAAUUCGCCUAAUGGAAAAUGAGCUUAAAUCGGCCAAUUAGGUACAGUAACGUUUACCAAUUAGGUACAGUAAUGCGGUUAAAUGUGUAUAUCAGAAUCUGUAUGUCCGUUCCAAAUUUCCAUUGCCACCACCUCUUUAAGCCCUUUCCAUCCCCAUGAAUUAAUUCCCCUCUGGAAACGCCAGCAAGCCAAAAGCGUCUCGACAAAUCCGACUACGGCGGAGAAAAAAUGAGCCCAUUUAGUUCAGCAUGUUUGAGUUUAUGAUGGAUUUGAAUCUGACGUAAAAAGUAAGUUGCUGUACAUCACAUUACAGAGGGUUUUUUUGUCAUAUUUAAUAUAUGGUUGUUUUACAGUCCUCCUCGCUACAUGGGCGAAGGUUUUGUUGUUCUUCAAUCACAAGUUUGUCAAAUGACGUAUUUACAAGAUGAACCAGGUACAUCAAUAUUUCCAAGUGCAGUAACAUUUUUCAUAUACGAAAGCUUUUGUUUGAAAUGUUGAAUAUUUUCUCCUCACACGUGUUUUUAAACACGUGUUUUUUUGCAGCUUCACCCUGGAUACCAAAUGUUAAGGCCUACUAGGCUUUCCAUAUAUUUAAGCAGCCAAAUAUAUGCAAAGGCCUUAACAUUUGGUUUACAGGGUGAGGCUGCAGAAACGACAUUUUCGUCUGUCCUGUUCAUUAAGAACAUCAGAAGAACGAGAAGAAAAGAUUUGCAUAUUAAUGUAGCAUUGGGUAGAAACUCACGAUCAAAUUAAUAUGAAACAAAAUAUAUAACUUUUCUGUACAAACAUACGUCUAGAACUACUUCUUGUGUUAGUGGUUGUGUGAACUUAUCAGAAUGGUUCUAUACUAAACGCCGCGGCCGACACCGGAUUCCGUAUGGUUGUUUUGAGAGUUGUUCAUCGCCCGUCCUUAAAAUUGUGUUUGAUUCCUAAGAUGUAACGUUCAAUUUUUCUGGUUGUUGUUAGGCGUUGUACCAGAAAUGAACACCGAAAACGAAAGUGCAAUAGAAACAGACCCUUGUUGGAAUCUUGAUGUUACUUUUGUUAAAUCAACAUCGCUUAGUUACGGUCCUUGGGCUGACAGGCAAAGGUAGUAUUCUGCAUAAAUUGAAUGUAAAUGUGGUUCCCCAUACAAACUAUGAUGUACAACGAAUGAACAAACAAUGCUGUAUAACGAAAGAACUUGUUACUUCUUAAUUUUCGUCAAACAUUCCCCAAGAAUAUAGUCAAUAUUUUAGAGAAGCGUAGUGCAAACUGCAUUUUAAAAUACAAGACAGUAUAUACAUGUAUUUUCUCCGAUAAAACCAAACCAUUUAGAUCUUCCCAGGAUAGUUGUCUGUAUUACCAGUCUGCUCUUAUGUCUAUGACUUAUAAUCUAUCACAAGGUGAUAUACCAAUAGAUAUAUGAUUUGUGUUUUAGAGAACAACUUCAGAAAUUCUUUUUCCCAUUUGACUAUCAAGAGCAAAUUGUUAGCAAAGCACUCGCCCCUGGCCAACGGCGAGAGCAUUCAGGAUUGGAUAUCAGAUUUGACUUUGAAUGUGAUUCUACACUUGACAUAUUAUUUACCAAGGAUCAGGUAAAUUGUCACACAGAUUUUCAGUUAUUCUUCUAGUCAUGUGUGUAGGGAACGGUAUUGUUUUAUAGUAAUGUACAAGCAUUUGUUGGUAGGGAUGCAACUACCUGAAAAUAUAUAACUUUACAAUGUAUAAAGGAAGUGUUAGGGAAACUGUCAUUACAAAUACUAUGCAGUGGCAAGUAUUUGAGGUGGUGUGAAUUGGUGUGAACUGGGUGAGUGUGCCAGGGCCGCCGAGAAGGGGGCAGGGGGGGGGGCAAAUUGCCCUGGGCCCCCACCUUAAUAGGGCCACGACUUGAUAGCGAGAGCCUAAAAUUGAGUAGGUUCUUUAAAUUGGUCAGAGAAUUUUUGAAAUUGAGGGCCCCUUACAGUAUCUCCACAUGCAGUCUAGUUAAGGUUAAAAAUAAAAAUAAUGCUUAAAAAUAAUGAUUUUUAAUGGGGCCCCAGGGAAGAUUUGUCCCAGGCCCUGCGAAUUCUCUCGGCGGCCCUGGAGUGUGCAUGAGGUGUGGGUGUGGUAACGUGAAGUACGUGGGUGAAGUAGUGUGAAGUACGUACGUGAAUGUGCAUGAAGGUGCAUGCAGUGAUGUGAAGUGCAUGAAGUGAUUUGAAGUACAUGAAGGUGCAUGAAGUGAUUUGAAGUACAUGAAGGUGCAUGAAGUGGUGUGAAGUACACGAAGGUGCAUGAAGUGAUGUGAAGUACAUGAAAGUGCGUGAAGUGAUGUAAAGUGCAUGAAGGUGCAUGAAGUGGUAUGAAGUACAUGAAGGUGCGUGAAGUGAUUUGAAGUACAUGAAGGUGCAUGAAGUGAUUUGAAGUACAUAAAGGUGCAUGAAGUGGUGUGAAGUACAUGAAGGUGCGUGAAGCGAUGUGAAGUACAUGAAUGUGCGUGAAGUGAUGUAAAGUGCAUGAAGGUGCAUUCAGUGAUGUGAAGUACAUGAAGGUGCGUGAAGUGAUGUGAAGUACAUGAAGGUGCGUGAAGUGAUGUGAAGUACAUGAAGGUGCGUGAUGUGAUGUGAUGUGAUGUGAUGUGAUGUGAUGUGAUGUGAAGUGCAUGAAGUGCGUGAAGUGAUGUGAAGUACAAGAAGGUGCAUGAAGUGGUAUGAAGUACAUGAAGGUGCGUGUAGUGGUAUAAAGUACAUGAAGGUGCGUGAUGUGAUGUGAUGUGAUGUGAUGUGAUGUGAAGUGCAUGAAGGUACGUGAAGUGAUGUGAAGUACAUGAAGGUGCAUGAAGUGGUAUGAAGUACAUGAAGGUGCGUGUAGUGGUAUGAAGUGCAUGAAGGUGCGUGAUGUGAUGUGAUGUGAUGUGAUGUGAUGUGAUGUGAUGUGAUGUGAUGUGAAGUGCAUGAAGGUGCGUGAAGUGAUGUGAAGUACAUGAACAUGAAGUGGUAUGAAGUACAUGAAGGUGCGUGUAGUGGUAUGAAGUGCAUGAAGGUGCGUGAUGUGAUGUGAUGUGAAGUACAUGAAUGUGCGUGAAGUGAUGUAAAGUGCAUGAAGGUGCAUUCAGUGAUGUGAAGUACAUGAAUGUGCGUGAAGUGAUGUAAAGUGCAUGAAGGUGCAUUCAGUGAUGUGAAGUACAUGAAGGUGCGUGAAGUGAUGUGAAGUACAUGAAGGUACGUGAAGUGAUGUGAAGUACAUGAAGGUGCGUGUAGUGGUAUGAAGUGCAUGAAGGUGCGUGAUGUGAUGUGAUGUGAUGUGAUGUGAUGUGAUGUGAUGUGAUGUGAAGUGCAUGAAGGUGCGUGAAGUGAUGUGAAGUACAUGAACAUGAAGUGGUAUGAAGUACAUGAAGGUGCGUGUAGUGGUAUGAAGUGCAUGAAGGUGCGUGAUGUGAUGUGAUGUGAAGUACAUGAAGGUGCGUGAAGUGAUGUGAAGUACAUGAAGGUGCGUGAUGUGAUGUGAAGUGCAUGAAGGUGCGUGAAGUGAUAUGAAGUACAUGAAGGUGCGUGAAGUGGUAUGAAGUACAUGAAGGUGCGUGAUGUGAUGUGAUGUGAUGUGAUGUGACGUGAAGUGCAUGAAGGCACGUGAAGUGAUGUGAAGUACAUGAAGGUGCGUGAAGUGGUGUGAAGUGUAUGAAUGUGAAUGAUUGUGGUAUGAAGUGCAUGAAGGUGUAUGAUGUGAUGUGAAGUGCAUGAAGGUACGUGAAGUGGUGUGCAGUGUGUGAGAUGUUGUGAGGGUGGAUUAAUUGAAGUGCAUUGGUGAAGUGGUGUGAGGUCCUUGAGGUGGUUUGAAGUGGAGUGAAAUAGUGAUGUGGUGUGAGGUCCGUGAGAGUGGGUGAUGUAGUGUGAAAUGCAUGAGAUGGUUUGAAGUAUGUGAGGUGGUUUGAGGUUAUAUGAAAUGCGUGAAGUGGCGUGAAGUUCGUGAUGUAGGAGUGAGGUCCGAAAGAAGGGUCGGUUAGGUGGUUUGAGGUGGAGCGAAAUGCGUGAAGUGAUGCGACGUGCGUGAAGGUGUGUGCGAGGGACGUGAAGGUGUGCGCGUGGAGUGUUGUGAGAGUGGGUGAGGUGAUGGGAAGUGCGUGAGGGUACGUGAAGAGGUGUGAAGCGCUUAAGGUGCGUGAAAUUCGGUGAGGUGAUGUGAAGUUCAUGAGGUGGUGCAAGAUACUUGAAAGUCGGUGAGGUGGUGUGAAGUGCUUGAGGCGGUGCAAGAUGCUUGAAAGUCGGUGAGGUUGUGUGAAGUGCUUGAGGUAGUUGUGAAGUGCUUGAGGUGGUGCAUAGUGCUUUAGAGUCCGUGAGGUGGUGUGAAGUCCGUGAGGUGGUGCAAAUUGCUUGAAAGUCGGUGAGGUUGUGUGAAGUGCUUGAGGUGGUGCAAGAUGCUUGAAAGUCGGUGAGGUGGUUGUGAAGUGCUUGAGUUGGUGCAAGAUGCUUGAAAGUCGGUGAGGUUGUGUGAAGUGCUUGAGGUGGUUGUGAAGUGCUUGAGGUGGUGCAAAGUGCUUGAAAGUCUGUGAGGUUGUGUGAAGUGCUUGAGGUGGUGCAAAGUGCUUGAAAGUCGGUGAGGUUGUGUGAAGUGCUUGAAGUGUUCGUGAAGUGCUUGAGGUGGUGCAAAGUGCUUGAAAGUCGGUGAGGUUGUGUGAAGUGCUUGAGGUGGUUGUGAAGUGCUUGAGGUGGUGCAAAGUGCUUGGAAGUCGGUGAGGUUGUGUGAAGUGCUUGAGGUGGUUGUGAAGUACUUGAGGUGGUGCAAAGUGCUUGGAAGUCGGUGAGGUUGUGUGAAGUGCUUGAGGCGGUGCAAGAUGCUUGAAAGUCGGUGAGGUGGUGUGAAGUGCUUGAGGUGGUGCAAAGUGCUUGAAAGUCGGGGAGGUGGUGUGAAGUGCUUGAGGUGGUUUGAGAUGAUGCGAAAUGGUGUGAGGGUGCCUGAGGUUGUGUAAAGUGAUGUGAUUGGUGUAGUUUGUCGGUACUGCCUUGUACAUUAUUUUGUCUCACACCACACUUCACAGCAUCUUAUAUCCCUCAUGCAAUAACUAAACCAUUACUAAUAUGUUAACGAUGACAUGUUAUUUUGGCAUGUUUUAAAUAAAAUUGGUGUGAAAAUUUUAAGACGUCCCUGACAUAUCGUUUUUCGGGCGAAGACGAAUUCUUCUGAAUUGCAAUUAUUUAUUUCCCUUAUCCCUUGUUCAGGAAACUCAAGCAGUUCAUUUAUGUGUUGGCACUGGUUCCCACGUGCAGAUCUACCAACCAUGGCGAGUUAAUGAAUAUGGUUACAUGGCGUCUGUGGUUGCACAUUUACAGCAAGUUGAAGCUUCAACAAGUUUACAAUUUCGUCAGUUUUUGGAAGCAGAGGGUGUAAAGGUAACUUUAAUUAUAAUCAAACCUUUGAGAAAUAUUGAGGAGAGGGUAUAUAGUGUUUGUUACUGUAUCGAUGUGAUGUCAAGAAAAUGCAUUGCUUGUCAGCUACUCAUCGCUUACUUGCUCAUCAACUACUUCAUACUUUUAUUUUAGGUCACUGUUAACAUGACUAUACCUCGCAUUUGGAAUCACACACAACACUGGUCAGCAGAUAUUACGUUGAGCAAAGCCACUUGGUAUUUCAUCUUCGCGCACAAAUUCUUCUUUCAAGGUGAAACUGAAUGUUUUAGUUUUUGUACUAUAGUUCCAAUAUUUGGCUACAAGGCCGUCGGAAGUAAAGGGGGGCUCAAUCACGUUCUUGAAUAAAUCUGAAUUGUUUUCGCACUUUUCUAGUUCUUUUGUGUGUUUUAUUUAUACAAAUGGAAAUUAUUGCCCCCCCCAUUGGUAGCCCCUCCCCCGCUUCCGACGGCCUUGGGCUACCUUUAUAUUGCAUUGAUGUAAUAGCACGUUUGACUUUUCGCUACUUUUAUUAGGUCCGUAACAUUUCAGGCAAAAAUGUACAAACGAAAAUCCGUAUUUUUGACAAGAUUUUAAAGUUGUAGUUUUUUGGUUCAGUCAGGACAAAACUCCAAAAGGUUAAAAACGGUGAAAUGUUAAAAAUGCUCUACGGUUUGAGCAGCUUAGCUGCUCUUCUUUAGGUACUUGUGCAAUAUGACGGCUUCUUUGUGAAGCUUGCUUGCCUGGACAGGCUGAAGUGUAUAUUAGGAUCAGGGUUGGAAAAAGUAUCGGACCAAGGGACUAUUUGGUUUCAGAAAAUUUCUAAUUUGUCAGACAAUUUUUGGAUGGAGUAAGAAAGAAAGAAAGAAGGAAGGAAGGAAGGAAGGAAGGAAAGACAAAAAAUGAAAAAGAAUUUAACAAAACAAAUAAGAGAACGCCGCAGUCCAGAUGUGAGGUCAACAAAUGCCUGGAGUGCAAGGGUCGACAAUUUCAAUUAUGCAACUUAAACAAUGGAUCGUAUUCAGUUCAGUAGCAAGCUAGAAUUUUGCUUUGUCACAGUGGUCCCAGACAAUUCUACCCUGAUCUACUAAUAAUAUACAUAUGUGUGUGGGAAAAUGUGUGAUUUAAUUUUGUUAAUACAGAUCUAGCAAAUGACUGGUCGACCAAGUCUGCCUCGGAACUUCUCAACUUCAUUCCUUAUGAAUGGGCUCUGAAUAUUGCGUUGAGAGAUUUUGAAAUGAUAUGGAUGGCAAACGAAUAUAACUGGAUAGAUUGUUCGACCAUUUUCCAAGAAAACAGUGAGUUAUGGGAAUUUCUGUAUACCUUUGAGAAAUAUUGCAUAGAAAAUUCAAUUAAAAACGUAUCACUUUCAUGGUAUUUUUUAUUUUUGCCUUUCUAACUCAAUCUCGUUCCCCGAGCCUGCGAUCAUCAGGAAGGAACACGAGGCUCUGGGAUAAUCCGUUUCAGGGAGGAAUCUGAUUGGCCGUUGAAAUGGAAUGCGUAGUUCAAUCUUAGCCAGGAUUCCUGGCUUCCGGCAACGGAUUAUCCCAGAGCCUCGCGUUCCUUCCCGAGGAUCGCAGGCUCGGGGAACGAGAUUGUUUCUAACUUUACCAUAGCGUAUGCCACCUAUCUCGUCCCAGGCCCUCUAAUCUGCUCUCUCUCGUUUCAUUGAGAUUUCCAAUUUCCGUGGUCUUUGAAUGUGCUACGAAUGAAAUAUACUUUCAAUAGCUUUCAGUCAUUCAGGUAGCUAACUGUUUCCCUGCAUUUCCAACAAAUGGUAAAGUAAGGUGACUCUGGGUUCUACCAUUGUCAAGUGCAGAUAUAGACCUUUCAAAUAUGAAACUAGUCUUUAAACUAGUCUUUUAUAUGAUACUUUUACAAAUAUUAUUAUUAUUAGUAGCCAUCAGCCGUUCUCUUUCUUUUAGCCGAGCUAGCUUUAUGUGGCGAGUCUUUGGAUCUAUCUUUCACACUAUCUUACACUACCUUUCUGCCCGAAAUCGAGGAAAUCAAAUUUCUUAUUCAAGUGAGUAAAAUUGGUUUCUUAUGCAGGUGACGUUAUUCAUAAAACCAGAAUGCAUAUUCAUGACAAACACGGCUAAUUUUAACGAGAUGAAACUAAACUAAACUAAGCUAAGCUAAGUAGUAAACAGUCCUUAAGCAAAACGUUUUUUUUGUUAAUUUCUCAAUGAAGGUUGAACGACUUGUAGGGAGAUUGAAUAUUCCAGAAUCCAAUACUCUUCGUCGUAGUUUAUUAUCACUAGCACGAGAUGAAGAUCGCAAGACAACUCCCAGUAUUAGAUCAUCGACAUCAGCAAAUGUUGAUCAAGAAACUCAUGAUAGUGCAGAUGAACAGACGCCAUCUAAUGACGAGAAUGAACUCAGUGGUGGCUGGAGAAGACAUACUGAGUUAAGGAAUGGAUGGGUUGAUGUAUUCUCUACACCAAUACUUUCAGUAAUCAUUACAUAUAUUUACCAUCCUAUCGUGCCAGGGGAAACAUUUCAAAAUGUUCAAGAACGUUGUCGGUCAUAUGGUGAAUCCGUACCAGAACUAUCUACUGAUCUUGAAGCUGAUGUCAUCAAUUUAGAAGUUGAUGCUAAUUCUUGUGCGUUUAAACUCGUAGGGAUGGUACUAAGGGCACUUGGUAAUAUCAAGGUAAACAAUCUUCUGCUAAGUUGUUAACUGGGAACUAGCCACCAAGUUUUGGGAAAUAAGAGAUGUAAAAUGUUGGUGUAUAUCAUUAUUUUCGGUAUUUCUAGAUCACUAAACUUUUCAACCAACUUUUGCAACUAUUUAAAUAUUUUGUACAAAUAACUUAAAGUAUAAAUAAAUGUUCAUUGUAUAGGUAUCAUGCAGUUUAUACUAUAAAAUACUCCUUUUUACUUAUGUGUAUUAAUGAUACAUACGAUAUUUUUAAGAGUGAUCAUUACUCUAGAUAAUUUAAAUGACGUAAUCGACUUUCUUAAGUGAUUAUAGUAUAAGGAGCAAGGUUAGGUUGGGGAUUAUAGGAUUAUAGGAUUGCAUAGAUUAGGGUAUGAAAUCGCUGUGUUUAAAUACCAUAACCCAGGAAUGCACGUGUAAUGAUUCAUUACAUUUUCUUUAUAACAUCCAGGGAUGUUUGCACAUUGGAAUUUUUAGUUUAGUUUGGAUCGCCAUUACUUUUUCGGACAUAGUUUUAGCCGUUUGCACAAAUAUCUCGAUUGAUUAUGGACCAAUACCUGCAGUGCAAACUUUUAAUAAAGACACUUUGAAUCUGUUUUGUCUGCAGGAGAACUAUUUUGGUGCCUAUCAGAUUUACAGAGACUUUGAUGCACGGAGUUUAUCAAAAAUAAAACGGACAGUUACUUCUCAAGACGUUGGUGGUGAUGACUUAAGUAUUACAGAUGUUGAUCCACUAUCAUUGCGACCCAUGGAGGCUAAUGUUCUGGUUAACUUGGGCUCUAUCAGGGCUGAAUUGACUCAGGUACAUUAUACUGCUUUUGCUUGUUCACAUGUUUGUUUGUUUUGCUCAAUAGUUCCAGUUAAUUAAUCGGUGUAACUUUUGUUUCAUGUGUAAGAAUUGAUAAGCCUCAUUUUUAUGCAUUAUUUGAUACAGCUUAGCGCUACAUGCAUGGCUGACCAUAUGUUACACGCCUGCGCCUCUCUCUCCUCCGCAGAGAGGAGAUUAAUUUAGCAAGAAUUUCGUUAUUGCGCUAGAAGGUAAAUAAAGGGGAAAAGUAACUGCUAAAAUUCUGUACGCGGGAGAGAAGAGAAGGGAAUUUUAAAGGUAUUGUUUUUUGUUUUCCUCUUUGUUACCCCCCGCCCCCAAUGGUCCACCCGUAAACUGAACUUAUCAUUGAAUUUUGGUGCAGAUUUUAAACUCCGUAUUGUUGUCAUGGCUCGGCAAAGAAUUUCCACAAUGAAGACAACUUUUGCGUUGAAUUUCUCUUUAAAUGCAAUAGUUUCUUUGAGAAGAUACAUCACACACUUGAAGUCGUUUUUAGUAAGAAACACUUCAAAGUGUGUUAAAAACUCGAUUAGGGCUCCGUUUUUUCGAAGCAUUUUUUAGUGCUCCAAGUUAUUGGAAUAAGAUCCUUUUCCUGUAUGCUAAUUGCAACACACUUUUAAUGAAUUUCUGACAGCAUUGCAGUUGUGAAGAUGUGGCUUCUCCCCUUUUUGUUACUGAUCGUUUAACAUUUGAAAUGCACAAGAAUUUCUCCGAGACAAGAUUACAGCUUCAACUUACACCAACAACAAUCUUUGCUAAUGAUGUCAUCAAG
This is a messenger RNA of Paramuricea clavata, 18121 nucleotides long. The record is from the annotation of a GenBank genome assembly. NCBI's taxonomy places the organism in Eukaryota, Metazoa, Cnidaria, Anthozoa, Malacalcyonacea, Plexauridae.